UUCCUACCUGAAUGUGUGGUUGAAUGGGGUGACUUCUGCAACUCGGUCUCACGAUGUCCUCUCUUAUCAAAUCGGUCAGUUGUAAUACUGUUGUCCGAGGAAAUCGAUAUCUUGGAAUGUAAUCACUGUCUUGCAGUGUCUCUAACAAAUACGAUCUGUCUCUGAAUAUUCUUUCUCUCCGAAUUUGUCGUGCAAUCAACGCUUGAUAAAUUAUGGCGGCCAUUUUUACGAAGAAAAUAAACUUAUUAAGAGAACGCUGGGGUUAUCUUAGACUUACGAACAAUUUUUUUCGUAAGUUAAGAAAAUUUAUUUUCGUGAAACGCAUUUUGUUCGUACCUUAUCUCUUAAGAGUAAAACUGUUCGUACGAACUUUUGUGAAACGGGCCCCUGGACUAACAAUUGCUGGACGAAGAUCGCAAGAAAAUUCAACGUCCAAGACAUGACAGGUGACAUUCUGCGAAGAAAAUGGAGGAACAAAAGAGAUGCUUACAAGAAAAACAAACGUCUUCUUGAAACUAAAAAGAGCGGAUCCUGUGCGUCCAAGGUGACGAAAAUUAUGUUCUACGAUCAGUUAUCAUUCCUUGACCCAUACAUUGCUGAUCGUAGCACAGUCAGCAAUCUGCCGCAGAGGCAAUCAGAGCCUCUCUUCAGUGAGGAAGAAGAAGCGGAUGGUGAUGAAGAAGAUAUUAGUCCUAUAUUGCCCACGUCUGAUGAAGAGCAUUCUGACUUAGAGUCUGCAUUGAGUAGUCUAAUGCCCAAGAGAAUGAAGGCCACCAGCAUCACAGCACCUACCCCAUCCACAUUAUCAUGUGUGAGCUCCAUCUCCUCAACAUCCAGGAGAAAGAAAAAGAGUCAAUCGGAAACAAUUGAUAAGUUAGAUGUUUUGCUUAUGGAAAUGACCAAACAGAUGAACUCCACUGAUGAAGAAAUACGAACGGUGACGGCAAACACCGAGGCCAGAACACCUGAAGAUGACUUCUUCGUGAUGAUUUCUCGACGGGUUCGAAUGAUGUCUGCAAACACCCAACUGUGGAUGGAGAACCAGGUGUGGGACUUGUAUAUGCAAGCGAGGAGGGAUCAGGCUGGCAUGCCCGUCAUGGGCGCCAACACUGGGACAGCUAUGAUCAACGCAACAUACACACCCGCACUCAUGCCCGGGCACUACUCGCAAACCCAAAAUUUUCACAUGAACCACACAGACAACACACAGAACACGCAGACACUGACACAACUACAAACACCAAGUCAACACUCACAACAACAGCACCCAGUAAAUACAAAAACUGAUGUCACGGGGAUCCUACAAUACCCGUAACUGAAUGAAACACGAUUAUCCAAAUAUCUCUCCUAACUGUAUAUCUAUUAGAUCUCUCUGUAACGGGCAGUUAAAAAAACCCGCGUGGCUCGUCAG
Gigantopelta aegis is the source of this 1411-nucleotide messenger RNA. RefSeq lists its product as uncharacterized. The coding region runs from base 440 to 1315 and encodes 291 amino acids. The transcript has 4 exons. NCBI's taxonomy places the organism in Eukaryota, Metazoa, Mollusca, Gastropoda, Neomphalida, Peltospiridae. The record is from RefSeq and is a predicted model, not a curated record.